Molecule: messenger RNA, 1946 nt
Organism: Zychaea mexicana
Lineage: Eukaryota; Fungi; Mucoromycota; Mucoromycetes; Mucorales; Lichtheimiaceae
Exons: 7
Coding region: 176-1825 (549 amino acids)
Biological process (GO): protein desumoylation
Cellular component (GO): nucleus; cytoplasm
Molecular function (GO): SUMO-specific endopeptidase activity
Source: RefSeq, a predicted model, not a curated record
CAACAACGGAUUCAUUGUCUAAGAAAGGGGAACAUCGAUACUCCCCUCUUUUGUAUGUAUCUGCAUUUUAUGCAAGAGAUACAUAGGAUUUGCGGAUCAAAAACCUUCUUUCUCAACCUGAACACUUGCGCUCUUCGCAACUUUUCUUUCUUCCAAACAGCGAAGGCUUCUUGGAAUGUCAAACGGAAAUAAUCAGAAUCGAUUAGACUUGCUUGAUACUACAAAAAGGGUUCCAAACGGACUUACGCGGAGCCGGCCACGAUCACACGGAGCAACAGGAAUCCCUAUUCACUUACCUGACGAUCGAUCGGGGCCUGAAAUGUACACAAACAGAAUACUUGGCCGCAAUGGGGCUAUCACAACCUAUAAGCCCAGUAAUAUGAAUAAGACGCACUCACAAUCAAGAGUGUUUGGUAAGGCUCCAACCACAGCUCCACGAAGAAGAGGUUUCAUGAUACCCGCAAAUCCAAAUAGCAGUGACGUUAUUACGAUUGAAGAUGAAAGGCCGAAACGACGUGUUACUGACAGUAUGAAUACGAAAGAACCGUCAAGACGAAGUGACGACGACAACAGUCAUAAGAAGAAUAAAAAACGGAUAUACCAAAACGAACAACAGCAUAGGUCAACCGCUGAGAAUAAUGACUCGAGCUCAAGACGUAACAAAUCAAGGGUUAUUAAAGAUGACGAGGACGAAGCAGUCGGAGCAGGAUCGAAAAGUUGGUACAACAGACUCCAUGAAAGACUUGGAACGAUACCAACAUUCAACCAUGUUGGCGCUGUUACCUCUAUGGAUGACGAGGAUAAAACCAAAGGAAAAGGGAAAUAUGAUGCUUCUGCUGUUACAAAAGACGUAUUUGACCUGAACUCCGUCGAGGAAACGACGGCUCGACGGAAAAGAACUCCGGGUGGUCAAGAAGGAUCUCAACGACAGUAUGGGAAGCAACGGGAUCAAAAGGAACAUAACGCAGUGCGAAAGUUGCGCUCGACCGCAGCGAAAGCUGGUGGAAGCAGUAGCCGAGGCAUCCGUGUGGAUGAAGGAGAAGACGAAGAAAAGGAGCAGAAUGAUGACGAAGAAGACAUAUGGGAAAACCAAGUUGCCAAGAAACAAGGAGAUGAAGGAAGAUCUCUCAAACGACGACGACUACGCGCCAGUAAUAACAAAGACGAUGAUGACAAAGACGACUUUCACGAUCCUGGAUCUUCGAGUGAAGCAGCAGAGCCUGAAUCGAUACCCCAACUUAUGAUCCCAAAACGACGACGCGGAAAAGGAAUUGUAUUUCACAGUGAUCCAGAUGACAUACCCGUCGAUCCCGAUAAGAGCAGCAACAUUUUGAACAGCAACAAAUCAUCGACAAGCCGGUUCCGCACUGACCUUUUGCCUAAUACGCGUCGAUCCUCAACAGCAGCAUUUGGUGGAUUGACAGCGAGAGUGACGCGCAGUACUACUCGCAGUGCUACGCAUGCUUUUCAAACAAUGUCUAACAAUGUGCGUGGGAUACUGGGACAGCCUCAAUAUAUCACCAUUGAUGACGAUGAUUCUGACGUGGAGAUACAGCAACAAACAUCACCUCGUCGCUCAGGACCUAGAGGACAGCAAGUUUUGUUCCAUUAUCCAUCGUCAGCACCGGGUAGCGUUACCGUCGUCAGAGAGGAUGCAAACCGUCUUAUGGAUGGUCAGAUGUUAAACGACAGUAUCAUUGAUUUCUAUGUCAAAUGGCUCCUGACGAAUUCGACAGAACUCCCCUCUGCCGACCAGUCUAUCACGGAGAGAGUGCAUGUAUUUAAUACAUUUUUCUUUGCGCGUUUGAAGCAGUCGACAAAGUAAGUUAAAGAAGGGUUAUUAGAAGAAAGUAGUGUUGGCUCGUAUAAAGUGGAUGUAAUCUCUGCAGAGUAAUAACAACUAUUGGUUCUUUCUUUUGUUGUGUGUGCAGUGGUGAUCCGUACGA